UGUUAUGCUGGCCACAGAUUCAGAUACGUUUCGUCGAGGUUCAAGAUACUCUGAGUCCAAGUUGAGCGCUUUCGACGUUCGCAACGCAUUUCCGCGCGACGACACCGAAGCUUGCUGAAAUUUUGUCGCAUCUCGCAAAAAGUUUCGUCGAAUCUUUCGAAUUUUCGUCGAAUUUGUUCGCAAAAGGAAAAUCUUAGCAACAUCUAAAACAUUCUAAAAAGAAAUAAGUCCGAAUUUUUUUUAAUUGUAUUUUUCUGUAUGUAUUGUGUGUGUGUCUGUGUGUGUGUGUGGCGUGUCAUUGAGAUUUUUUAUUUGUGCAACAACAACAAAAGUGCCUGCAACUGAGAUACAAAUGAAAUACAAAUAUUUAUGCUCGUAAAACGCAUCUAAAAUUCUAUCUAGUGCCAAAGAGAAAACCUUUUUCACACAACAAAAUCUAAAUAAAUAUAUAACCAAGUAAAACACAAAAAAAAGAGGAAAAACAACAAGAAAAAAAAGGGAAAAUCCAUAGGUUUAAUAAUAGAAUAUUCAAAUUUUGAUUGGUAUUCAAAAAUGCACAACUAAAUGAAAAUCGAAUAGAAUACAUUAACAACCGAAAAGUUGUGUGCAUUUGUUCUCGGUGAGCAUCGCAGCCGUAGCCGUAUCCGUAGCCGUAUCCGUAUCUUUUCCUGUGCUCUGUGGCACUCACUCUCUGUGUGGAUUCUCGCUGUGACGCCUGCGCAGCAAGCAGCAAGUGGCAAGCGGCAAGUGGCAAGCAGCCAGAGUCGGCCCGGAGUGAAAUAAUUCUAAUUGGAUACCAAAACGGACACACAGGACAGGAAACGGAAGUUGGCUGCCAUUUGCAGAGCCACUUGGCCAAGAACCUGUCCAUGGAUUUAUGAGACUGUGCAGCAGAGAGCCGCUCCAUGAGGAGAUCCGUCUGAGGCCACGUCUUCUCUCCGCCUGAGGCGUACAUAUAAAAUGUUUCAACGUCUGCCCGCUGCUGGCGGCGCGGACAUUUACCAGGAUGCUGCCGCCGCCGCCGCCGCCGCCGCCGCCGCCGCCGCUGCCGGCACCACCACGAUGCGCUCCGUGUUCCCCAAUUCCCGCUUGGACUCGCUGGCGGAGAGCCAGCUGCCGGCGCCGCCACCAAUGCCGCCAACGCCCCAGCCAGAUGGAGUCGGAUCCCUCGCUGGCGGGGCCGGGGCUGGGGCCGGGGCCGGGGCUGGUGGAUACAAUCCCUUAGACGACGACUGGUGGGCCAACGCCAUCGAGGUGGACACCUUCGACUCGCCGCUGGCGUUCGAUGCCAGCGAGAAUGGCCUGUGGAAUGGACACUUUGUGCCGCCACCGCCGCGUCCUCCGUUUCUGGAUGAAAGCGUAGCCGCUGAUGGCUUGACCACCUGUGAUCUAUGCACGUGGGCAUGGCAGCGGAAUGCCUACUCACUGGAUGGUUCGAUCGAUAAAGCUGGCGAACUUGGAUGGGCAUUCACCCUAAUCAUAGUUUCAAUCAUAUCGGCUCUUAUAGGUGCUAUUGUAAUGGUCAUAGUUCUAAGAUGUAGAAGAAUUAAAUCAGCGAAUGCCAAUGGUGGCCGCCCGCAGCCCUGGUGGUGUCGCAACAACCGGAAUGGCGGCCAGAAUCGAUCGCCCAUCUCCAUAAAGCACUCGGCGGACAGCAUCCGGCGGCCCACAAGCAACUCUGGCGUCUGGACCUGGCUCGGCGGCAGUCGACGCUCUUCCGCCGGCCCCGACCAGAUCGGCCCGCCAUCCACAUCCCCGGCGGAGAACCACUAUACCCACAUGGAUGAUGCCUACAGUCCGGUGGGCGUCAGCGAGGCCCUCUACGCGGAGCUCGACCGGGAGUCGGUGCGCUCCGCAAAUCCCUCGUACCAGAAUACCGCCUACAGUCAGUGUGGUGAGAAGUACAAUUUCCAGGGACACGAACAGGACAUUCCCAUGGUCGUCUCAUCGGCACCGAGCAGUGCCUACUACUCGGAUCUGUCGGUGACGGCCAUGCCCGGCGGCGGUGGCGGUGGCGGGCCAAGUGGCAGCAAUCAGGGGGCCUACGAAAUCGUUGGACUGAACGUGAUGUCACAGCCGCUGCCGAAUUGGGAUCACCAUGGCGGUGGGGCGAAUGCGGGCGGAGGAGGUGGCAUUGCCACCACGGGAUUGAUGCCAGGAGAUGCGGUAGCAGCGGCGGCGGUGGCAGCGGCCAUGACACAGCGCCGAGCGCCACGAUUGGCGGCCAUCAACGAGACGAGCACCAGUACAGUGCCCUCGGAUUAUGUCUAAGAGAAGAUAGAGAAGAGAUUGGAGGAUGUGGAGGAUGCGGAGGAUGUGAGGGAAAUGAAUGUGAAAUUGUUCAGCGAGCUUAAAAAUGUUAAUAGCAUAUAGGAAUACCGUUAUACACACCCCAUAGCUUGUAAGAGUAUAUACGAUUUAUAUAAGAUUUAUCUAUGGAUACGAUACCAUCUAUCAUCUACCAUUUACCAUUUACCACUUAGUGCUUAGGAGACGACGACUUGUGUCUUUUGGUUUAUAUAUGAUAUGAUAUGAUAUGAUAUGAUACGAUAUAUGAUAUGAUAUGAUAUGAUAUAGGGGAUAUAUUUAUAUGAAUAUACAAGGCAAGAAUGUAUUAUAUAUCUAGUGUUUAUAUAGUCUAUAAGCAACGAUUUAAUCGUGGGUGAUAUUUAGCCUAUAAUAUGCUAUAUUCUUAUGUUCUAUAUGUACUUUAAAGCAUUUUCUAAAAAUGUCAACAUUUUUUCAAUAGCCUUAAGGACGAACAAUGAAGCGAAAAUAGAAGACAGAAGCGAACCGUAUUUCCCCCCAAAAACAAAACAACAUAUAUAUAUAUAUACAUAUAUAUAAACGAUAUAUACCAUAUACGAAUACAAAUACGAAUACAACAAUAUUUAUAUACACACACACACACAACAUAUUUACAGCAAGAAAUACAACCAUUUAGCUCACAGCAAAAAGCAGAUACAGAUCCAGAUGCAGAUGCAGAUGCAGAUAUAUCUAUCUACCUAUCUAUCUAUAAAGAAACAUAUUUACAACGAUUUUAAUGCAACAGAUUUCACAAUAUUUACGCAGUCGUGGGGGAAAUGUGGCAGCAGCAGCAGCAGCACAGUGGCACACACAUCAUAUCAUUUACCACAAUAUUCAAUAUACUAAAUAGCUAUCUAUAUACCGAUAUACACACAGAUCACGAAUCACAGACUCACCUUUAGCAGAGGUCGCGACGUAUUGUAUUUUAGUUUUUACGAAUAGUAGCUCUCCUCUAAUUUAAAAACAAAAUAAAACACACGCAUUUCCUGUACAUUUUUUUUUUUUUAGUUGAAAAUAUAAUUAAACAUAUUAAUGCUAUUUACAUUCUGAAUCCCAAAUAAAAAAUGGAGUUGUUUUUAUGAUA
Molecule: messenger RNA, 3391 nt
Organism: Drosophila pseudoobscura
Lineage: Eukaryota; Metazoa; Arthropoda; Insecta; Diptera; Drosophilidae
Exons: 7
Coding region: 961-2271 (436 amino acids)
Source: RefSeq, a predicted model, not a curated record